Musa acuminata AAA Group (dessert banana) is the source of this 2568-nucleotide messenger RNA. Its product is annotated as putative disease resistance protein At3g14460. The record is from RefSeq and is a predicted model, not a curated record. Gene Ontology annotation, molecular function: ADP binding. The transcript has a single exon. The coding region runs from base 1 to 2568 and encodes 855 amino acids. NCBI's taxonomy places the organism in Eukaryota, Viridiplantae, Streptophyta, Magnoliopsida, Zingiberales, Musaceae. Gene Ontology annotation, biological process: defense response to other organism.
AUGGGACUUGCCAAACUAACAUUCCCAAUGCCUGCAAACUUUCGCGGAAGAAAGGAUGAUAAAACAAAGAUUAAUGAACUGCUCGAUCAUCAUGGUGGACCUUUGGUUGCCAUCCUGAUCGUUGCCAUAGCGGGGUCGGGCAAGUCGACCUUGGCCCGAGUCAUUUACGACGGUCAGAGGGAAAAUUUCGAGGCUGCAAUGCUAGUAGACCGAUACUACUCUUGUGAAGCAGCAACGAAUGGUUGGAAUCGUUUUCGCUAUCUGCCAGUUACGGAGCUCAAGAUCGCAACAAGUCUCAUAGUAGGAGAAGAGGUAGCACCUCCGAUCACGGAUAGGGUCGAUGAUGGGGAACCAUUUCUGUUCGAUUCGGCAGUGCAUCGAAUUCGGGAAUCACUAAUUGGAAUGAGAUUUUUGAUUGUUCUACUUGACAUCAACAACAUAGCUCGUCCGGAUUUGUGGCAACGGCUGAUGCAGGCCUUACAGGAGGCGUGCCUGUAUGGAGGAAGCACGGUGAUCAUAACCACAACCAACACUGCACUUCAAUCGACCAUGCUCAUCGAACAUCAUUCCUUCAGUUUGGGUGGCUUGUCACGCUUAGAUGGUUGGCUUCUGUUCCAAGAACAUGCAUAUUUUAUGCUGCCAGAUUAUCUGGAGCACCGUUCCUGGGUCGGCGACGUAUGCCGUGGGCAUCCGUUGUCAUUGAUCAUCCUAGCUAUGAAGAUUCGCUGCACCGCAACGCAAAGUAUUUGGUACACUUCAUCCACUCCACCUAGUGGAGAUAUUCCUAGACUUUGUUCCGACAUAAAGCAGGUGUAUGAAAGAUUGAUCCACGGUGGCGCACGUAGUCCGCUAUCGCCGGACAUACUCCGUGAUUGCUUCACAUUCCUGUCGCUGUUCCCGGAAGAUUACCGUUUUCGUAGGGAGGAGAUGGUCGACCUGUGGGCUGCGGAGAACUCGAUAUCAUUGGAUGAAGCCGAUACCUACGUCAAAGCUUUCGUGCAGGAAGGCGCCUUCGUCCUCUGCGAGCCGCAGGAUGAACAUGACGGUGAAAGCACGCCUCGCAGGGUGGCAUACAAAAUGCCAGACCUUCUCCCCUACUUUGCACAGCAUGUCGGUUCCAGCAGUGUCCACUCUACGCUGACGCCUGAAUUCUUUGGUUCGACGCUUUUUAAAACGAAAGGCUUCCCUUCGAUCUGCCAGCACUUGUCAUGCGUUUGUGAUCCGAGGUCACCAGAGUUUCCGAUGGACGUGCUCCUUAAAGGCUCCCCAUGGCUGCUGCGCACACUGCUGCUACUAACUGCAUCAUCAAAUGAGAAGCGCGAGGUGACGGACGAUGCUGAAGGUAUCGAGUUCGCAACUUUCACACUCAUCCGAGUGUUGCAUGUACGUGGAAUCACAUUCGGAAAAUUGUUUCGUGGGGUUGGAGCGCAUUGCAAUCUGGUUUACCUCAACGUUUCACACAGCGACACCGAAACACUCCCUGAAUGGAACGGUGACCUUCCCGAACUGAGGAUCUUGAAGCUCUCUCACUGCCAGAAGCUCCGCAGACUUCCCAAAUCGAUCACCCGGCUUCGGUACUUGGAGAAGUUGGACCUUGAAGCUUGUUCCUUGCUUGCAGGAAGUUCGCUGGAAUGGGUCGGCAAACUUUUCCGACUGGAGCACCUCAACCUUUCACAAAUCGACUUGAAGUCACUUCCUGGAUCCGUAGGCAAGCUUUGGACGUUGAAGGCCUUGGUACUGGCGGACUGUCAGAGAAUUCGGACGCUUCCCGGAUCAAUCAGAAAGCUCCUGUGCUUGGAGAAGCUGGACCUUGAAGGGUGCCAUUUCCUGGAGGAGUUGCCUGACAACCUGGACAGCGUGAUGAAGAGUCUCAAGCUUUUGAACCUACUCCGCUGUCCCUCCUUGACUCGCAUGCCUCUCGGUAUCGGACGAAUGUCAAGCCUCAAGAGUUUGCCGAGAUUCGUGGCGAGUGAUGAGCUCGGGCGAAGCAUCACGGAGCUCCAGCCGCUCUCUGAUCUUGAAGGUGAGCUUUGGUUGGAUAAGCUCAACAAGUUGGUGGAUCCGGAAGUGGCAAGACAAGUAAAGCUAGAGGAAAAAGAGAAACUUGAGGCAUUGACGCUCCGUUGGGAACGCUUCGAUUCAGAAGAACAUCCAGAUGAAAUGCAGCAGCAGCCGCAGGAGAAUGUGCUCGAAGCCCUUCGACCGAACGCAAGCUUGAGGUCACUGAAGUUGAUCCUGUACACGGGUAAACAGUUACCUUCUUGGAUGACUAACGAACUGAAUUAUCGUACAUCACUCCUGGAUAUCAGAUUAUUCAACCUGAAAAGAUGUGGUCUGCCCCCACUUGGGCAAUUACCACUUCUCAAGGUAGUCAAGAUCAGUGGUAUGGAUGCGGUGGCCGAGCUGGACGACUCCUUCUAUGGCGAGACCGGCACAUUUCCCUCGCUGGAGAGUCUCACUCUGUCUCAAAUGUCAAACUUGACGGGAUGGUUGAUGCCUAUGGAAGACAGACAUGGUUUGUUCCCUCGUCUUGCUCGCUUGACAAUUUAUACAGUGCCCCAAACUUGA